Messenger RNA from Nezara viridula (southern green stink bug), 1519 nucleotides. The record is from the annotation of a GenBank genome assembly. Lineage: Eukaryota; Metazoa; Arthropoda; Insecta; Hemiptera; Pentatomidae.
AAAUAAUUUGAACUGUUGUUCUUUUGAUAAUAAGCAACUGUAUUUUUUUUUUCAUACGCAAAUGUUAUGAAAAUGUUAGAUGAAAAUUUAGAAUUUGAUGUCAAGGCUGUUAGAAAGUUUUUAAAGGAGAAGCUUGUCAGUUCUCCUCCCAAUAAACAUUAUGAGGCAUUUGUUGAACUGUUAAGUCUUUUAAAAAGGACAGUUUCAAGUGGGGAAAGUGAUUCUGCUCUAAUCGUAGGGCCCAGAGGUUGUGGGAAAUCAUCACUUUUAGAUUCAGUCUUGAAGGAAUUGUCUAAUUCUGAGGGCAAUGAAUACUUAUUAGUCAAAUUAAAUGGUUUGGUGCAAACAGAUGACAAUCUAGCUUUACGCGCUAUUAUUCAACAAUUGCAUGUCAAAGAACUAGAAGGAGAUCAGAUAACUGGAUCAUUUUCUGAUAAUUUGAUGUUCGUGUUGCAGAGUUUGAAGACAUGCGAUCGACAAAAUACUGUUCCAAUUAUUUUUAUUUUAGAUGAAUUUCAACUUUUUUGUAACCACAAAAAUCAAACAUUGCUUUAUAAUUUGUUUGAUAUUUCCAAAUCAGCUCAGGCUCCAAUGUGUGUUAUUGGUGUAACGACAAGAUAUGAUAUAACCGAGUUACUUGAAAAAAGAGUUAGCUCUCGUUUUUCACACAGACAAAUUUUAUUAAUGCCAAACUAUGAUCUAAAUGAAAGAAUGUCUCUUAUUUCUUAUUAUUUUCUAUUAAAAAAAAAAUCUCCAGCUCUUCGUAAAGUCAGCCAGGAAUUCAUUAAAAAAUGGGAUGAAAAUACUGAAACUCUUCUCAAUUCUUCUAAAGUAAUGGGAUAUUUUAGAAAGCAGUUGGAUAUGGAACCAAGUUUGAAAGCAUUAAAAAAUGUUUUGUUUUCACUCUUAAGUGGUAUCUCUUUAUCUAAUCCAUUUCUGUCUAUAUCAAAUUUUGAUGAAGUGUUCCAGAAGUAUUCUAUUGAUGGAAAAGUUGAAUAUCUUAAAGAUCUCUCAGCAUUAGAACUGUGUUUGUUUCAAUGGCUCAUCAUGUGGAAAUAUAUGAAGGAGAACCAUUCAAUUUUGAAAUGAUCAUUAAGAGGUACUUAAAAUUUGCACAACAAAAUUCAUCUGUUCAGAUCACUCAUCGUCCUAUAUUAAUUAAAGCUUUGGAAAGAAUCAAGGAAUUAGAGUUGAUAAUACCAGUUUCUAACUCAAAUAGAAAUCAAAAGAAGGAAUAUGUAUUAUAUAACUUGAUUGUUACUAAAUCACAAGUGCGUGCUGCAGUCAGUACUUACAAUGGUCUCCCCACAGAAAUUUCUCAUUGGGCGUUGGGAAAUGUAGUUUAAUUAAUUUAUAAUUGGUAGAUUUUUAUAUCUAUUAUUGAAACUAUGAACAAUAUUAUUUAUUUUAAUUUGAUUGUAAAUAUCUAAUCUAUACAAUUAAUGAAACUGUAUAUUGCAUAGUAUAAUAAAAAAUAUUUAAAAGUUGACAGAAAUUUAUUUAGAACAGGCUCCUAAAC